AUGGAAACCAAAACAGAGUCACAUAAACGCUACAUCUGCUCGUUUCCGGAUUGCUUGGCUGCUUAUAACAAACAGUGGAAGCUGGAUGCACACUUGUGUAAACACACCGGGGUAAAACCGUUCUCGUGUGAGCGCGAUGGCUGCGGUAGAUCCUUCAGUAGCUCAUAUCACCUGGCAAGACACGAGCUCAGUCACAGCGGAAGCAAGCCGUUUUUUUGCACCGUUGAUGGCUGCGCAGAGGCUUUUACCACCAACGCAAACCUUAUGAGACACGUCGCUCGCAUCCACGUUCAGGAGCCAAAAAAAUACAUUUGCAAAUUUGACGGCUGUGGCCUUGAGUUCAAGAAAAACAAGCAGUUGAAGUCUCACAUGUGUGAGCAGCACACUCAGCUGCCCCCCUACCAGUGCUCCUUUGAAGGCUGCCAGAUGCGAUUCGCCUUUCCCUCUAAACUGAAGCGACACGAAAAGGUUCACAAAGGCUACCCCUGCCAAGAGGAGGACUGCAACUUCACUGGAAAGACAUGGACAGAGUUCCUGAAGCACAGGAAGGAGCAGCACAGGAAGGAGCAGCCCAGGGUUUCUCUAAGAUGUAAGCACUGCAGCAAGGUGUUUAGAGACUCGUGGUUCCUGAAGCAGCACCAGCACGUCCACUCGGAUACAAGAACAGUCUUCAAGUGUCCCAGGGAUGGCUGCGACAGGUCGUUCACCACAACUUUUAACCUGCAGAGCCACAUCAACUCCUUUCAUGAGGAUGCACGCCCUUUUACAUGCACGCACGCUGGCUGCGGAAAGAGCUUUGCCAUGAAACAGAGCCUCUAUCGACACAGUGUUGUACAUGAUCCAGAGAGGAAGAAGCUGAAGAAAAUGAGGCCUAGAAGAUCGCUUGCUUCCAGAUUAAGUGGCUACGGUGAAACAAAGAGCGUGAUGUAUGAGAAGCAUCAGGAGCCUAAAUCUCAGGGGAGGCCCACAGAGAAGCGAACAGAACAACCCAGUCCUGUUGAGUUAGUGUCCUUGCUGCAGGAUACAUCCUUGUUGUGCAGCCCUGCAGUGGACACACAUGAACUCACAAAUGCCCUGACUACACCUUUUACAAUGUAA
Molecule: messenger RNA, 1098 nt
Organism: Menidia menidia (Atlantic silverside)
Lineage: Eukaryota; Metazoa; Chordata; Actinopteri; Atheriniformes; Atherinopsidae
Source: the annotation of a GenBank genome assembly